UAGUCACUGAGACUUUGAACUGAAACCGGCUGUCGCACAGCUCACAGCGAAGCUCACACAGACAGGCUGUGUAGCGGUUAGGCUAUCGAGUUUGAAGCCUGCUUAGAAGUAUAUUAAUCUAUUAAUGUCGUUUGAGUUGAUACAGUAUAUAAAAUAUACUCUUAUUAUACGCAAUUCAGAAUUGUUCUUUUGGUCGGAUCAGCGACAUCUCAGGUAAUUUGCGGAACUGGGCUACUGGCCAUCCAAUAACUCACGGAUUACUUCAUUGGAAUAUCAGUAUCUACCAGCAGCAAACAGAAGAAAUGGCUCCCUAAACUACUGGAAACUUUAACUUCUUUCAUCAACUAAAACGACUGGGAAUAUGGGGAAAUGGCGUUUGUCAAUGGACCCAGUGCAGGAGUGGGGGGAGGAGGUGGAAGAGGGGGCCGUGUUCGGCAUAACGCUAUGUAGGGAGCCUGUGCUCCCCAGCCCCUCACCCAGGUCCCCUCAGAGCCUCUCACUAUGUCCCCGUCGACUCCAUCGGCUUUCAACUUCAUCCAGUACCACACAGUGAAGGUGCGUCGGUUUGAAAGCGGGGACCCUGGAGCGCCUGGUAACCCACCUGCUGGACUCAGAACACCAGGAAUCUGACUAUGUCAGAGUGUUUCUGUCCACCUACAGAACCUUCACCACCUUCCAACACACUCAUAGAACUGCUCUUCCAGAGGGAUGAUAUGAUUGCCAACCUGGACAACACAGUCUGCCCAAGGAGCACCCUGGUGCCCCUGAUCAGAACCUGGCUAGAGGAACACAGGGAGGACUUCAGGGAACCCCCUCGGCACCCCUCCCUGAGGCUGCUCUGUUUCCACCUCCGCCACCGCCUCGCCUUCCGUCGCCUCGCACAAACAGCUGAGACGCUGCUCAAGAAGCUCCAGGAAGAAGAUCGCAUUAGUCUGCAUCAGUCUGCACCAAUAGAUAAUAGUGAUUGUCAGCAGAAAGAGGAGGGGUCAGGAGAGGAGGGAUCAGGAGAGGAAGUACCGAAGGAGGCGACUGGAAACUUUAUGGACUUCCCUGUCAUUGAAGUGGCAGAGCAGCUGACACGAUUGGAUGCUGACCUCUUCAUCAAGGUGGUCCCGUUUCAGUGCCUGGGCUGUGUCUGGUCUCAGCGGGACAAGAAGGAGAGCCGCAACGUGGUGCCCACCGUCCGUGCCACCAUCGCCCAGUUCAACGCUGUCACCAACCGGGUCAUCACCUCCCUGCUGUGCUCCUCGUCAACGUCUCUGAUCUCUGUCUCCUCCUCAACCCUGAGUCCAUCUACGGCCCCUAGCUCCCCUCUCCUCCCCGACACCAGCCCCACCCUCAGGGCCAGGGUCCUAGAGUGGUGGAUCGCCAUAGCACAGGAGUGCAGAACGCUGAAGAACUUCUCCUCUCUGAGAGCCAUCCUGUCAGCCCUGCAGUCCAACGCUGUGUAUCGCCUCAAGAAGACCUGGGCUGCCGUCAACAGGGAUUGUAUGGCCUGUUUUGACCAGCUGUGUGAGACGUUCCCAGAUGAGAACUGUUUUCUGACCAGCAGAGAGAUCCUGGUGGAGGAUGGCAGCCAGCCGGAUGACACCCCCAAGUCACCCCAGCUGUGCCCCAUGUCUAAACAGAUGAGCCCUACCAGUGGUGUAGUCCCCUACCUGGGCACCUACCUGACAGUCCUCACCAUGCUGGAUACUGCACUCACAGACACAGUAGAGGGUAGCCUCAUUAACUUUGAGAAACGUAGACGGGAGUUUGAGAUCCUGUCUCAGAUUGGCCAGCUGCAGGCGUUCUGCUCCUGCUACAGCCUCCCGGUAGACCAGACCAUCUCAGCCUGGCUGCAGAACCACACCAUGCUCAAUGACCAGGAGAGUUAUGAGCUGUCCCGUGCUCUGGAGCAUCCGGUCGACCCGUGUCCAAACUCGCCCUCUUCCUGGAGCCAGCGCCUGCUCAACAAGAAGCUCCCCUCCAGAAAGACCCAUUCAGACCAGCUCAGUGUGUCGUCAUCAGGCUCCAGUGGUUCUGAGAUGGAGGAUCUGUCCUCACCACAGCCCUCGCCCCUCAGAGUCAAACUCAAGUCUCUGUCAGGCUCCCUCCACAACGUGUCUGAAGGCCUCUCCUCCAACACCACCUCCCCCACUCCCUCCAACACCUCCUGCAGCUCCUCCCAGCCCGACCUCUCCUACUCCUCUAUGGCCAUGAGCACUGACUGCUCUUCCUCCUCCUCCUGUUGCUCCUCCUCCUCUCCUCUGUGCUCUAAGCCCGUCUAUAACAAGCAGGUAGCCGACUCCUGCAUCGUGAGGGUGAGCGUGGAGUGCGGCAACAACGGCAAUGUCUAUAAGAGCAUUCUGCUGACCAGUCAGGACCACACUCCUCAGGUGAUCCAGAGGGCCCUGGACAAACACAACCUGGAGAACAUGAGCUGUACAGACUUCAGCCUCACACAGCUGCUGUCCCAGGACAAAGAACUCCAGAUCCCUGACAAGGCCAACGUGUUCUACGCCAUGGCCACCUCGGCCAACUAUGACUUUGUCCUCCGCCAGCGCUGGAGGAGCCACAGCAGACGCCUGGGCACUUCUUCUAGCCCCGGGGCCCAGGCCAGGGGAUGCCAUGCCAAGUAGACGGCACCACAGCUCCACCUCCUAGUCUGGAGGGAGAACUACAGCAAUAGAAAAGGGUAGAAGUGGAAUUGUGCCCCACUGGAACCAUGGCGUAGUCACUGUAACUGAGCUAGCUGCUGAUGCUUGGUAGAAAUGCGCAUUUAAGCCUUUCAUUGGCCACAGCCUGAGAACUUGCAUUGUGAACACCAUUAUGAAGCUUCUGCACCAGGACGUGGUUGACUCAUCAUUGGAAAGGAGAUUAUUUUGAUACUCAUGGAUUCAAGGAUGGGAAUAGAUGCGUUCCAGGAGGUUCCAUAUUGAAGGAUGGAAAACCAAGAGAGAUAAAUAUGCCAAGAGGUGCUGUUUUGAGGGGAUAGGUAUAUGGAAGAUGGAGUACUCAGAGAUUGAAACUGAACAGGUGAAUUGAAGUGACGCAAGCAGACAUUUUGUGGCCUUAUAUCCACUUCGGUGGAUUGAAGCCAUCUGGAUGUCAAUGGAAGAAAUGAGAAAUCUUCCACAACCAUUUUUAUUUUCUACACAAGACUAACACCAGCUAAUGUCAACAAAUAUGCUAUGGCACUUUAGAAUGUUGACCAGUGUAUCGAACCAGCACUGCAUGUCAUUAAUUUAGCUCUGAACAGCAAAGACUAUUAUCAACACAAGUGACUAUGCAUCUACUUAUUUGUGGAGAAAAGGAACCUGGAGGCAGGAAAUCUCCCUUUCUACUCUAAAUAGGUGUGUUAUCUUCCAACAUAAAGUGCAUGCAGGUCAUUGACCCUGGGUCGAUGGAAGUGUCCAACAUGAUUGAGUGGGGUGUGUAGGUCUCACAUAAUGAUGCAGUCCUUAUGGGCUGAGGGGAUGACCAUUCACAUGGUACACCCCUGGGUACGCAGUUCUAACAUUUCAGAAAGUGAGGAAGGAAAGGUACAUUUAAGUGUUGAAGCAGGAUGUGUUCCAUAGGCUUUAGAUAGAUAUAUAUAUAUACAUACACACACAGACCGAGACAGAAAUAAUUAACAACGGUAGAUAUGAUAGUGUUAUUAGCAAUAUGAAUAUAGACCAGAUCGUUUCAGAAAUUGUUCUCAAUGCUAUGUUGCAUUUCAGUGUUUCAGCUUUGAGCGAGGGGAUUUUUUUUAAUACAAAUUAUAAAGUGAUAUUUGUUUGUAAUUUGAAUUGUUCAAUGGAGGGAGGGGCAGUGCCUGGUAAAUGUACAGUAUGUUUAAUGUCUUAACUAUAAUGGGAUGAUGGCACUUUAAGUCUCUUAUCAGACCGUUUGUUUUGAAUGUCAAAUGAAGGAUAUAAACAGUGUAUAGAACAUUAAUGACUCACACUGACCAGGUGAAAGAUAUAAUCCCUGAUGUCACCUGUUAAAUCCACUUCAAUCAAUGUAGAUGAAGGUUCAUGGAUUUUUAAGCCUUGGAUUUUCUAUAUGUCACAGGGUGAAUGGCAAGACAAGAUUUAAAUGCCUUUCAACAGGAUAUGGUAGUAGAUUGCAGGCACACCGGUUUGUGUGUGUCAAGAACUGCAACACUGCUGGGUUUUUCACGCACAACAGUUUCUUGUGUGUAUCAAGAAUUGUCCACCAACCAACUUGACAUAACUGUGGGAAGCAUUGGAGUCAACAUGGGCCAGCAUCCCUGUGGAACGCUAUUGGUACCUUGUAGAGUCCAUGCCCCAAUACAUUUAGGCUGUUUUGAGGGGAAAGGAGGUGGUACAACUCAAUAUUAGGAGGGUGUUCUUACUGUUUUGUACACUGUGUUUUUCUAUAUGUGACUACAGGUGUUCUGAAGAAAUGCAGAAAAAGAGAGCGGAGGAGGGAGAGGGUUUCUUCCCCCAAACAAUGUCUGAUAACAAACCCCUAACCCCCCCCAUGGUAAAAAAAAAUGACCCAUUUGAUUUCAGUGGGGAUGAGAAUGACUAUUGAAUGUGGAUGUUGAAAGACACAGAAUGUGAUGGUGUUAUUUAUGGUGAAUUCAUUAGCCGGUGUGAGGGCAGUGGGUGGUUGGUGAAUGUGGGUAUUGCUGAUAGUGUUGUGAGGUGUAGAACUGUUUACAAGUCAGAUGGGGAGACAACAGAGAACAAGCAUGAAUUGACCUUUUGUGCUGCUUAAGAUUUAGCUGAAACCCCUAUCAGUGUUUUAUUCGGAGAGUCAUUUGUAUACAUUUGACUAAACUUGUGAGGACCAGAAGUCCUUACUAGAAUAGUAAACCAACAUCUUCAGAGAAGUGAGGACGUUUGGCCGGUCCUCACUUAUAAAAAGGCUAUUUUAGGGUUGUGGUUGGGGUUAGGGAAAAUAGCAUUUUGAAUGGGAAUCAUUGUUGGUCCCCAAAACGUCCUCACGAGUUUAGUAAGACAUAGUUGGGUGUUUUAAUUCAAGCACUUUUCUUUCAAUGUCACUUUGUUUUAAACUAUGGGAUAUUGAUUAAUAAAGAUUUAAUAUACUCAACUCAUGUUGACUUUGCAUUAUAUCUUACGCACUAGUCACCUAGACCAUGCAAAAAAUAUAGCUUCAUUUUUCAUGAUCGAGGUCUGUAUUGCCCCGUUCUGGAACUAUAAAUAGGGAGGGACUGGUUAAAAAGUAAACAAAAGCAUCCCUUCGACCUAUGCAUGUGAGCAUUUUUGUACCUGAAGUUUGUAGAGACUGUGUGGUGUUGUUGCUAUGCUGUGUCUGAGAACCAUUUGGAGAACCAUGCUGUUUGAAGAAAUGUCUUGGGUGUGGAAAGGUAAUUCCACUGUUUACUUUGAUUGCUAGUGUUUUUGUUUGAGUUUGACAGACUAGCAUUAUUUAUUGCUUUAUCAAUUAAAAUACCUUACUGUCACUGCA
Messenger RNA from Oncorhynchus tshawytscha (Chinook salmon), 5424 nucleotides. Its product is annotated as ral guanine nucleotide dissociation stimulator-like 1. Lineage: Eukaryota; Metazoa; Chordata; Actinopteri; Salmoniformes; Salmonidae. Gene Ontology annotation, cellular component: plasma membrane. Gene Ontology annotation, molecular function: guanyl-nucleotide exchange factor activity. Gene Ontology annotation, biological process: positive regulation of GTPase activity; Ras protein signal transduction. The record is from RefSeq and is a predicted model, not a curated record.